This is a messenger RNA of Mya arenaria, 897 nucleotides long. RefSeq lists its product as uncharacterized. Lineage: Eukaryota; Metazoa; Mollusca; Bivalvia; Myida; Myidae. The record is from RefSeq and is a predicted model, not a curated record. The coding region runs from base 1 to 897 and encodes 298 amino acids. The transcript has 2 exons.
AUGCAUUCAACCAAGAAAACUGACAAAAAACGAAUAAGAUCAUCCACGGGAAGUGAAUUAUCCGAAGUUGAAAUGGCGGAAGUUGAUACUCUGGUCAAAAACAUUGAAAAUGCAGGUAGUGCAAAAAAGAAAGACAAACAAACCAAGAAAAAAAAAAUCAUAAACGAAGAAGAAACAGACGCAUGUACUUCAUACACACAAAUAGAAAAUAAAUUAGAUGACAUAAACCAAAAAUUGAACAACAUGCUUACAAAAAAUGACCGCUCUUUCAUUCAAAACAUAAUCAUGGAUACUUUAGAUGAAAUAAAGGACACUUUGCUAAAAUCUGUGGUACACAGGGUUGAGAUCUUAGAAAGUGAGCUACAUGAAACAAUAGUCAAUGACCUUGAACAAUACAGCCGACGUAAUAAUAUACGCAUAACGGGCGAUAUCAAGGACUCCAGCGGCCAGACCUCACAUGAAACAGCACAGCAAGUUCUAGAAUUAUUUAGAACAAGCAUGGACAUAGACAUUGCAAUGGGCGAAAUAGAUGUGGCGCAUCGACUAGGAAAAUAUGAUGAGAAGAAAAACCGCCCCAUAAUUGUCAAAUUCGUGUGCAGAGAGGUUAAAAGUCUGGUUAUGAGGAGGGCAAAACUACUUAAAAACUCGCGCAAGCAUGUUUUUAUUAACGAAGAUUUGACCAAAUUGAACAAUCGUGUACUGUCUUCCUUGCGCAUCAAAGACAAGAGUAAAGUUGAAAAAUGCUGGUCGUUCGAAGGCCGCAUUUUUGCAAAAUUCUGUGAUAAAGAACGAGCCAUACAAUUAAAAUAUGCUGAUUUCCAGACAUGGUUAAACCUUGCAUGGCCAAAUCCAAAAGAAGCAGGCACAGGAGACGUGGCUGGCAGAAUAGACGACUAA